AUUACAAACACGAGCAACGUCAAUUUACAGCGACAGUUUCUAGUUGCACGAUGGAGGUGUGUGGGUCUUCGAAUCCUACUUUGAGGGAGUUCGGCAGUGAACAGAAUUUACUUUCACGUCCAGAUGGUUCUUCAUCCUUCGUCCAAGGAGACACCAGCGUAUUAGCAGGAGUGUAUGGUCCGGCAGAGGUAAAAGUCAGUAAGGAGAUUUAUGAUCGCGCUACCUUGGAAGUGGUCAUUCAGACUAAAGUCGGCCUACCAAGCGUUAAAGAACGAGCCAGAGAACAGUGUGUGAGGGAGACGUGCGAGGCGGCUCUUCUCUCGACUCUUAAUCCACGCUCAUCCCUCACUCUCAUUCUCCAAGUGGUCCAUGAUGAUGGCUCCCUGUUGGCCUGCUUCCUGAACGCAGCCUGUAUGGCCCUGAUGGACGCAGGGCUGCCAAUGAGCUGCCUGUUCGCUGGGGUCACCUGUGCAAUCGAUGGCGAUGGCCGGAUCAUCAUAGACCCAAGCGCAGUGCAGGAGAAGGAAAGUCGAGCUUUGAUGACCUUUGCAAUAGACAGUAAAGAGCGCAGAGUGAUGAUGUCGUCUACCAAAGGAUCUUUUACAGUUCACGAGCUGCAUCAGUGUGUAGCCAUCAGCCAGAAAGCGUCAGACAACAUCUUUGAGUUCUACAGAGAAUCUGUCAGACGAAGGUACUCCAAGAGCGUCUGAUUGGCCAGGCUCCUGCUCAGCUCAGCUCCUUUGUUGUCUUGUCAUUUCCUUCUUUUUACAGACCGAACCCUUUGUGUGUUUUAUUAAAAUCUUUGGAAGUGA
This is a messenger RNA of Esox lucius (northern pike), 812 nucleotides long. RefSeq names its product exosome component 5 (gene exosc5). The transcript has 6 exons. Lineage: Eukaryota; Metazoa; Chordata; Actinopteri; Esociformes; Esocidae. Bases 51 to 710 code for a protein of 219 amino acids. Gene Ontology annotation, cellular component: nuclear exosome (RNase complex); nucleolus; cytoplasmic exosome (RNase complex). Gene Ontology annotation, biological process: nuclear mRNA surveillance; rRNA catabolic process; U4 snRNA 3'-end processing. The record is from RefSeq and is a predicted model, not a curated record.